Molecule: messenger RNA, 1150 nt
Organism: Doryrhamphus excisus (bluestripe pipefish)
Lineage: Eukaryota; Metazoa; Chordata; Actinopteri; Syngnathiformes; Syngnathidae
Gene: hmx2
Product: H6 family homeobox 2
Biological process (GO): regulation of transcription by RNA polymerase II
Cellular component (GO): nucleus
Molecular function (GO): DNA-binding transcription factor activity, RNA polymerase II-specific; RNA polymerase II transcription regulatory region sequence-specific DNA binding
Source: RefSeq, a predicted model, not a curated record
UGUUCUCCCAGCUGGACAAAAAACACCUCCAACUCCCAACUUCUAUGCAAAAGCCUGCAAUUAAGCGGACAAAGACGUCGUAUUAAAUCAGAUUGUGUGUAUAUAUAUAUAUAUAUAUAAAUAUAGUAUUUUUCGCGUAAUAAACUCAGGAGACUCCGAGCAGGUUUUCUGUUAUGAGGCGACGAUGAGUAGCGCAGAAGACAGCGGGACCAAGUGCUCGUCCGGGCCCAUUUCCAGCUUCACCAUCCAGUCCAUUCUCGGCACGCCGGCGGAAGCGACGCGCACCGGGAGCAAAGCUGCAGCAUCGGGGCCCCCUCCGCGGAGGAGGACGCUGUCUGUAUCCUCGGAGGAGGACUGCAGCGGCGGGGAGGAUUCGGCGGACUGCUUCUCCUGCUCGGAGCCCGGCCACGGCGAGGAGGCAUGCGGGCGGCACCGAGAACACAAUUUCUCCUGUUUGGGUGCAGCAACGGAGGGGCUGACAAGGAGGCAGCACCUCCCCCAGCCUCUCCUCCAGGACUACAAGGAGGAGCAGGAGCGAGCCUGCGCGUCACCCAUGUCCGAGGAAAGACAAGCGGACGGCGGCCAGGACAAGCAGCUCCAAGGCGGCUCCGCUAAGAAAAAGACCCGCACCGUGUUCUCCCGGAGCCAGGUCUACCAACUGGAGUCCACCUUCGACAUGAAACGCUACCUGAGCAGCUCGGAGCGGGCCUGCUUGGCCUCCAGCCUGCAGCUGACCGAGACCCAGGUCAAGACGUGGUUUCAGAACCGCAGGAACAAAUGGAAGCGGCAGCUCUCCGCGGAGCUGGAGGCGGCCAAUAUGGCGCACGCCUCGGCGCAGACACUGGUGGGCAUGCCGCUGGUUUUUCGGGAGAACUCCUUGCUGCGGGUGCCGGUUCCUCGCUCCAUCGCCUUCCCGACGCCCCUCUACUACCCCGGGAGCAACCUGCCGGCUCUGCCUUUGUACAACCUGUACAAUAAGGUCGAGUACUGAAGUACUCCUUAUUCCUGUCCUCGUAUUAAUUAUAUACUGUACAUAUUUGCUGGGGGGGAGUAUUAAUACUCACUCAGCAAUGACGCUUCCCUCUAUGUAUUAAAUACACCAUGUGUAUUAUUAAUUAUAAUAAUUUUAUACUUUUUAUUUGGGAUUUUA